UUUUAUUCAGUUUAUAAAGGUUAUCAAACCGGAAUCUUUACUUCUUGGCCAGAAACUCAAAAAUCCGUCAAUGGUUAUCCAAAAGCGAUUUACAAGAAAUUCAAAACCAAACAACAAGCCGAAGAGUUCCUAAAAACCGACCAAACCAAAUCAUUAAAUAAUUUCAAUACUUUACGAGUUUAUUGUGAUGGAGCUUGUAGUAGUAAUGGACAGAAGAACAAAUUAACCCCUGCCGGUUCAGGUGUUUGGUGGGAACCUAAUCAAGAUUGUUCGGUCAAGAUACCUAGUAAUCUAGCUUGUCGUUUACCUGGUCCUCUUCAAUCAAAUAAUCGAGCUGAAUUAUAUGCUAUUUAUCUUGUACUAAAACAUGAUCCAGAUCCAAAUCUAAAACUCGAAAUCUAUACCGACUCACAAUACUCAAUCAACUGUUUAACAAAAUGGUUAUCGAAUUGGAUGUCAAACAACUGGAAAACCUCAGCAGGUAAACCAGUAGAAAACCAAGACUUGAUUAAUUCGAUUCGAUUAUUGCUUUUCAAAAGAGAUCAAAUCCAUCGGAAUGGAGCUCAAUUGAUUUAUGUCAAAGGUCAUUCUGGUUUACUUGGGAAUGAUCAAGCUGAUAAGUUGGCUAGAUUAGGUGCUAGUAAAGAACCUAUUCAUGAUUUGAUUCUCGAUUAAACUUUUUUCUUUUGGUCAAGGGGUGGGUUGAGAGGUGGUUGGGGAUUGGGUGUGGAUUGUUUGUAUUGCUUAGUUUAGGAGAUUUAAAGGUUUGGUCAUCAAAAAAAGCAACGGAUAUGUGUGUGUUUGUAUAUUUUAUUUUUACUUUUUACUUCAUGUAAGUUGAAACUGUUGCAAAGGUUACUACGACCACCUUGGACUUGUAAGAGUAAGAUGAAUGAAUGAAGGAUCAAGUAAGGGUUUUCUUU
Messenger RNA from Melampsora larici-populina 98AG31, 923 nucleotides. RefSeq lists its product as uncharacterized. NCBI's taxonomy places the organism in Eukaryota, Fungi, Basidiomycota, Pucciniomycetes, Pucciniales, Melampsoraceae. The record is from RefSeq and is a predicted model, not a curated record. Gene Ontology annotation, molecular function: nucleic acid binding; RNA-DNA hybrid ribonuclease activity. The coding region runs from base 454 to 675 and encodes 73 amino acids. The transcript has 5 exons.